Molecule: messenger RNA, 3774 nt
Organism: Salvia splendens (bonfire salvia)
Lineage: Eukaryota; Viridiplantae; Streptophyta; Magnoliopsida; Lamiales; Lamiaceae
Product: probable E3 ubiquitin-protein ligase rbrA
Exons: 3
Coding region: 2480-3658 (392 amino acids)
Biological process (GO): protein ubiquitination
Molecular function (GO): zinc ion binding; ubiquitin-protein transferase activity
Source: RefSeq, a predicted model, not a curated record
GACACGGUUAAUGUGAGGAUAGUGGUAUGAUACUGCAUAUUAUUCGACGUAAUUAAUUGUCUCACCGAAUCUUUCAAUUCGGCCUAAAAUUAGUAAGUUUAACUGAAUCUUUCAAUUUUGACAUGAUACUUAAUCCUUUUUUUUUAUUUAUUUAAAGGAGGAUCAAUGAUGGUUCCCCAUCUACCCCAUGAUACUUAAUCUCAUCCGUCGUAGUUUAGUGUUUAACUGAAUAUUUAGUUCGACCCAAAUCUGAUAGAAAAGUUUACCAUCAACGAUUAAUUUUAAUGAGAUACAAAUGAUAUACUAAUUGUCUCUUAAAAAUAAAAAUUAUUUACUUUGAUUCGUUCCCUGAAAAUAGAAUCUUUCUAUUUUAGGAAAUUUCUUUCUCUCUAGUGAGGCGAGACUCAUUUUCUAUUAGCGCACUUUUGCUUUCUAUAUCCUCUUAUUUUACCAAUUUUACAUUAAAAUCCGUGCCAAUUUCUAAUGUUUUCAUUUUUAGGGAAAAUCAUAAUAACUUAAUAUAGUUUGAAUGGCUAAAAAUUGCUAUAACAAUUUAUAGUUAUGAAUCGUGAUUAAAUGAAAUGCUAUGGGCCUAAAGAAAAUGGGUAGCCCAUCCCUUGAAUUGGGCGGAUAACUUGGGCCGGGCCGUACACUCUGAUUAUUGACAAGACUCGAGUGGAAUUUGGUAUUUUGUUAAAAUGAUCUACAAAGUUUUCCUAUUUAUGUUCCAUACAUUCAUUAGUGAACCACCUAUUUACUUUUGUCAUGAAUCUUGUUCCAAGAUGAAAUUGUUAAAAAAUUGAUAAUUAUCUUUCAUUGCUCAAUAUUAACUUAUAUUGAUGGGGCUUUCAAUGCGCGUAAUGUGAUCUCAUGGUUUCCCUCAGGGAAGAGGAGGCGGCGGCGAUAGUAGAGAAGGGGAGGAGAUGACUCGUGCAUCGUAAGGUUGCAUGCAUCUAGGUUAAGAUCCCAGAAGAACAUAUCCCAGUAUUCUCAAUACGUGAAGAACAUAUCUGACUGCAGUAAAGCAAUUCCGCCAUUUAAUUCAAUAUGGAUAUAGGUAUGCUUUCACUUUAUAAUUUUUGUUUCCGAUUAAUCAUCAUAGAAAUAUUUAUGUAAUUGUUCAUUCAAUUAUUUCAACAAGUAUUAUUAGUGCCACUCUAGAAUUGAGAUGUCAGUGUUUGUUCACUAUAAAAAUGUUGUCACCAAGUUCACAUUAUUGUCAAAAGACUUAAUAUUUUCUCAUUUAUGUUUUUCAUAUAACAAAAUUUGUAACAACUAAAGAGAACUCAAUAAUUCAUGGAUUAUUUUAAAAUAGUACUAGUAUUUAUUUACAUAAGUCAUUUCCAUACCCCACCUCCAAAUAUUAUUAGCCUCCCAAUAGACAUUUCUUCCUCUAGCAGUUAUAUAUAUGAUGAUAUAUAAGUAUAUUUAUUAGGUUUAUUGGUACGUAAAUUAUUUUAUAUUGAUCAAAUUAUUAUUUAUAUGAAAAACAUACUCACUAUUAAUUAACUUAUAAGUUUUGAGUUUAAUGCUCCCGUGGUCGCCUGAAAAUCCGAGGUGACCAAAUCACACGGCAAUUAAAACAUCAUUAUUUUGAAAAUAUAACCAUUAUACUUAUUAUUUAAUUUUGACGAAAUUCUGAUUUUGCACUCUCUAUUGGAUUUUGCACAUAAACAUCAAAAUCCAUCUUAGUUUGCUACUCUAUCCUAAAUUGUAAACUCUUUAUGUGAAAGUGAAUAGUGAUACACGUAUUUUUCUUUGUAUGUAUUAAUUUCCUAUUCUACUAUAAAUCCAAAAAGCUAAACCCAAAUUUGUAAAUAUAUCAUUUUUCAUGCAUUUAAUGCACCUUUAUGUAGAAUCACGAAAAUUUUAAUAUUGGAGUUUGAAAUUAGAAUUAUUAGAUGAACAGAAUAAAAUUUGAUCAAAACUAAAUAAUUCAGAGGCUAUUAUUAAUACAUGUAAUGUCAUUUUAACAUCAAAUAAAAUUAAAAAUCAGAUUUUAAAGUUGAUAUACAAAAUCAAAAUUUUCUAAAAACUUAGAAUAUUAUGUAUCAGUUAUUAUUAAUACAUGUAAUGUCAUUUUAACAUCAAAUAAAAUUAAAAAUCAGAUUUUAAAGUUGAUAUACAAAAUCAAAAUUUUCUAAAAACCUAGAAUAUUAUGUAUCAGUUACCCUAUUAUUGUACCAACAACUUUUGCAAAAAUAAUUCUACUUUGGUGAAAGUGGGUGAAAAGUACUUCUAAUUAUACUAAUAGACCAUUUCAAGAAAUUUUCUUCACAUCUAAACAAAACAAUAAAAAAUGACGCUUGAUUUAAUAAAGAUUUUCCUAAUGUUUGAUUUUUUUAUAGUAACAAAGGUAACACACACAAUGUAUGUUGACUUUAUUAUAUAUGUGAAAAUUGAUUAAAUAUCUUAAAUCAAGUACAAAACCAUAUCUUAUUUAGCACAAACAAUUUAGCAGUAAAAAUUCGUUAGAAAAAUGAGAGCUCUGAAGCUAUCGGCCUUCAAAUUUCCCGGCGAAAUUCCGGCGGCUCUUGAAGCCUUCGUCUCCGCAUACCACCGCCUCUUCACCGUCGUCGAAUCGGAUUCCGCCGCCUCGAUCGCCUCCUUCGCAAUGUACUCCGCCGGUACAUUUCUCGCAAUCACUCUGCCUGCAUGGAUGUUUCUCUACUACCGGAAAAUCAGUAAACCCUUCCUUCGCGCCGACGAUUUGGAGGCUACUGCUAAUUUAUCCUCACUGGAUAACGGAGGAAUCAGGAGAGGCAAAGCCCCUGCUUCUGAUGAUCUGUACGAGGACGCAUUUUCAAUUGAUGAUGCUGGUUAUGCUGAGGAGCUUCAGUUCCAAGAAACACUGAUAGCCUCGGAGAUUCAGUUCGAAGAAGCACUGAUAGCCUCGGAGCUUCAGUUCGAAGAAACACUGAUAGCCUCACUUUUUGCUUCGGAGUUGGACUAUCCAUCUUCAUCAAUGCAAGAGCCUGAACCUAUGUUUAAUACAGAAAUAACGAAGGUUGAGAUAGCUGAGGGUUCGGGCCAAAUCUUCUGUGGGAUAUGCUUGGAAGACAAAGCGAGCUGGCUGAUGUUCGCGAACGACACGUGUCAACACUCAUUCUGCUACGAAUGCACAGCCAGCCACAUUGAAGCAAAGAUCCAAGAAAAAGUGGGAGAGAUAGCUUGCCCUGCACCAGGCUGCAAAGCUGAGCUUGACUCUGUUGCUUGUAGGCAAAUGAUCUCCGAUGAGGCCCUUGUUCAGUGGGACGAGGUGCUCUGCAUGUCACUCAUCCCCGAGUCUGAGACACUGUACUGCCCUUUCCAGGACUGCUCAGCUCUGCUCUUGAAUGAUUUAGGGGGUGUGAUUGAGAAAAUAAGAUGCAUCGAGUGCAAGAGGUGGUUCUGUGGGCAGUGUCGGGUCCCCUGGCACACGGAUUUCACGUGCAAGGAGUUCAAGAAGCUGUACGCGAAGAAGGGAGGGAAAGUGGAUAAGAUAGUGAAGGAGCUCGCGAAGAAGAAGAGAUGGCAGAAGUGCCCCAAGUGCAAGAUGUACGUGGAGAAAAGCGAGGGAUGUAUGCACAUCACGUGCAGAUGCGGAUACGAGUUCUGUUACCGAUGUGGAGCUACCUGGUCGGAUUCUCACGGCCCCUGCCGCCGCUGGAAAUUUUAGGUGCUUCUUCUCCGUAUAUAUAGGUUUUAUUAUUGGUUUUCAUUAUCGUAGGUGCUUCUAUGGAUAAAGAUUCAUGUUAGACGAUGUUUAAUAAUUUAGAAAAAUGUUUGCAGAAA